AUGCCCAUGGGUAAGUGCAAGAGAGAUAGCGCCUACCCUGCGCGAACCAGUGUUGACCUCUUCCUCGACAUCGAGGCCUCUGUUGCUGCAGAUGAAGAGGAUGAUGGGGAACUCGACGAAUUCAAACAAGUCUCUGACAGUGAGGAAGACACACCAGAAGAACUGGAGACCAACCACCACCGCCUCCAGCGUGAACUUGAAGACUUGCAUGUGGAUGAGUCACACUGGGCCUCAUUCGUGGCGCGCGCUUGCCAUAGGGCGGACACUCUCGACCCAGCUCUGACCCAUGGAGCACCUAGCAAAAAGGAUAUGCUUUGGGAGAUUGGGUGUAAGCUUGGGCAUGAGGAAGCAGCUGUACUUUCUAUCUUGCGAUGUGCCACCCAUCCCACAAUGCCCCACAGGAGUGCACUUUCAGCCUUCUGCAUUCCCCACCUCCCUGGAAGAGUGUAUGUGGAAGUCAUGGACAUCAAGGCGGCCUGA
Cyclocybe aegerita is the source of this 480-nucleotide messenger RNA. The record is from the annotation of a GenBank genome assembly. NCBI's taxonomy places the organism in Eukaryota, Fungi, Basidiomycota, Agaricomycetes, Agaricales, Hemipholiotaceae.